GCCGUUCUUUCUUUCUUUCUCUCUUUGUGUUUUUUUCUCUCUCCUCGGCGUGUCCAUGAAGAAGUAUGCCCCUGGUAUAAAUCUUCAACAUUUUUUGGGCUGUAUAUAAUCAUGUAAUUAUGCUUGUGUAUUCUUCCUGAUGGGGCCGUCAUCCAACUCGCACAGCGGCGUCGAGGACCAUGACAGCGGCGCGCAGCAGAGCACAGGAUGUAAGGCCCAAGGGAAAUCGGUGAUGAAGACCAAGUUGGGUGGAAGCGAGAUAAUUAAAUGUAAGGAUGACUUGUUCUUCAGCCUAGUAGAUGGCUCAGAUAAUUAUUAGAUGCCCUACAGGACACCAAUGAAUUGAUGACCCUCUUCGAAUUCCUCUCCUCUGGUACUUAGGAGUGCCAUACUCCUUCCUCCAGUGA
Molecule: messenger RNA, 407 nt
Organism: Thermothelomyces thermophilus ATCC 42464
Lineage: Eukaryota; Fungi; Ascomycota; Sordariomycetes; Sordariales; Chaetomiaceae
Exons: 1
Coding region: 140-319 (59 amino acids)
Source: RefSeq, a predicted model, not a curated record